Messenger RNA from Verticillium alfalfae VaMs.102, 1719 nucleotides. RefSeq names its product multidrug transporter. Gene Ontology annotation, molecular function: transmembrane transporter activity. The transcript has 4 exons. NCBI's taxonomy places the organism in Eukaryota, Fungi, Ascomycota, Sordariomycetes, Glomerellales, Plectosphaerellaceae. Gene Ontology annotation, biological process: transmembrane transport. Bases 1 to 1719 code for a protein of 572 amino acids. The record is from RefSeq and is a predicted model, not a curated record.
AUGACAAGAACACACUUCACAGAGGAACCCCCAGAGGUCAUACCGCAAGCCAGCCUGGACCGCGCGUUUACACAAAAUGCAGACGGCGCAGUCUCGGAGAAGCCGGAUGAGCGAAAUAGCCACAGCACAAGCGAUAAUGACCAGGCCGGCACCGCCGGCGCGGGGGGCCGCAACGGCAACCUCGAGAAGCUCGGGACGAACGACAAGUACGAAAUCACCGAGGACGACUGCUACGAAGAGUUGGGCUACAGCUUCCCAAACUGGAAGAAGUGGUACAUCCUCACCGUCAUCUUCUGGGUUCAGGUCUCGAUGAACUUCAACACAUCGCUGUACUCGAACGCCAUCCCCGGCAUCUCGGAGGAGUUCAACGUCAGCGCGCAGGCGGCACGGUGCGGCGCCAUGAUCUUCCUCGUGAUGUACGCGUUCGGGUGCGAGCUGUGGGCGCCGUGGUCCGAGGAGUUUGGCCGCUGGCCUGUCUUGCAGCUCUCUCUGUUCCUCGUGAACAUUUGGCAGCUUCCUGUUGCGCUGGCGCCGAACUUUGCCACCGUCAUGGUCGGCAGGGCGCUUGGCGGUCUUUCGUCUGCUGGCGGCUCGGUCACGCUGGGCAUGAUUGCCGACAUGUGGGAGUCUGAUACGCAGCAAUACGCUGUCGCGUAUGUGGUCUUUUCAUCCGUAGGCGGUUCCGUACUGGGCCCCAUCGUUGGCGGCUUCACCGAGGAGUAUCUCCACUGGAGGUGGUCCAUCUGGAUUCAACUCAUCCUCGGCGGCUUCGUCCAAGCUGUUCACUUCUUCACCGUUCCCGAGACACGCACAACCAUCAUGAUGAACCGCAUCGCCAAGAAGCGCAGAAAGAACGGAACGCCCACAUUUGGGGCCCUGACGAGCUUCUCCUUUGCGCUGGUAUACGAUCAGUGGCACUUCAGCACCGUAGCUAUUGGUCUGGCAUUUAUUCCAAUCGGUAUCGGCUAUGUCAUCGCCUGGCUGCUCUUCAUCCCUGCCAUCAAACGAAACAUCAAGGAACGCCGCGAGAACCCUAAUGAUGAGCGCGCGCAGUACGAGUCCCGUCUGUGGUUCCUCUUGUACACCGCUCCUUGCCUUCCAAUCGGCCUCAUCGGCUUCGCGUGGACGAUCCAAGGCCCACCAAUUCACUGGAUCGGCUCCAUGAUCUUCGCCGCCAUCGUCGGCAUUGCGAAUUAUGCCAUUUACAUGGCCACUAUUGAUUACAUGAUUUGCGCCUACGGACCGUACUCUGCUUCGGCGACGGGCGGCAACGGAUGGGCGCGCGACUUCCUCGCCGGUGUCCUGACCGUGCCUGCGACACCCUUCUUCACCAACAUUGGCGCGUCGUCCGGGCGCAAUCUAGAAUACGCCAGCACCAUUCUCUUCUGCAUCGCACUUCUGCUAGUGCUUGCGGUCUAUGUCAUCUACUGGAAGGGUCCCACGCUGCGAAAGCGGUCGCCGUUUGCGCAGAAACUGGCCGAGCAACGCGAUGAUGAAGGCACGCAUCAGCGCAGGUUGAGCGUGUACCGUCCGCCUGAGAGGAGGCGAAGUUCCGUGGCCACGCAUGAAGAGGUUUCCGGAGCUCGGCCUGAGAUGGGCACCAGGCGGUACAGUCAGCAGAACCGGUUCUUUGGCGAGAGCCGUGUCACUCCUCGCGGUACGCCCAGAGGAACGCCCUCGGCAAGCCGGGCGAACAGCAUUGCCAGGGCUGCGAGGUAG